GACGUCAGACGGUCCACUCACCAACUCCCAGCCGCACCACGAUGCACUUUGACCUUAAUUUCCCGGUCACUGCAUCUGGAUCCACUUCUCAACCAAAGAAGAAUAAAAACAAACAACCCCAGCAAUCCUCACAGACAGCUUUCACUCCUGCUCAGAUAAAGGGAAUCGAAGCUCGUCUGGACCUUCUUGAACAUUUAGGAUACACUGUGAUUGCGUUUAAUCAAUCUGUGAACAAGAAAAUAGACCCGAAAACUCAUGUCAACAUUCUGGAUGGACUCCUUCAACAGCUGAGGGCAAGGCCAGGGACGGUAUUCUUGAAGCGACUUACAAUCGUUCUCGAUAAUGACAGUGAGAAAGGCUUUGGUCUGACGAACGCAAACACCUCCCUUGUUGAGCCCUACGAUGUAAUUGCUCUCCUGCCAACGACCCCCGCGACAUUUUCACUUGCUUGCCUCACACACAGUCUUCCUUCGCCACUCACUGCACACAUCGUCGCUCUUCCUUUAACGCUCCCCCGACUGCCCUUUCAGUUGAAGCACACGUUGGUCAGAACGGCGAUAAAGAACGGCGCGGUGUUCGAAAUCAACUAUGCAGGAGCCAUCGGUGGUGAAAGUGACGCCAGUUUAUCAACUUUUGGUGUAAGUGAUACUGGUGCAAGUGGCAAACGGAAUUGGUGGGCCGCUGCACGAGAAGUCGUACGGGUGACAAAGGGCAAAGGCAUUAUUGUGAGCGGUGGAGUUGCCUCUGAGGCAGACUACAGAGGACCCAAGGAUAUCGCAAAUUUGCUCACGUUGCUGGACCUGGCACAAAAUUUGGCUCACGAUGCAUCAGUUGCUGCGCCCAAAUCGCUCAUCUUGCGGGCACGUAAGCCAUUCCGUUAAAAACAUUCGUCAGCAGUCUGAUCCCCCUCUUCCUCGUGGAAACCCGAUAGAGGCACGCAAAACCUAUCGAGCGGUCCUAUCAGAACCCAGGUUGGUGAUUCCAGAAACUACUCAGGUGGUGGCUCCCACCCAGCAGACCGGAGAUAGCGAGAAGCGCAACAAUGUAAAUAUCUCAGAAAAAUCGAGUCGAUCUUCUCCGAAUCCUGCCCUAACGCUACCUCAACCAGCGGGAAGCAAGAAGCGGACUUGUGACGAAGUUAGUCUCGAAUCUACGGUAAACGGACAUGUGAACAAAAAAAUCAGAGAAGCUGCUAAUGCCGAGGGCGAGUCCCGAAGAAAAAAGAAGAAAGGGGGAAAUAGAGAGAGAGCUGGUCCAGUCUAGCAGUUGCCACAUGAUUUGUAUUAUCCUACAGAACAUGCCUUGACCCUUCAUCAUAGACAUCUG
Messenger RNA from Suillus plorans, 1326 nucleotides. RefSeq names its product RNase P subunit p30-domain-containing protein. Gene Ontology annotation, biological process: tRNA processing. Gene Ontology annotation, cellular component: nucleolar ribonuclease P complex. The record is from RefSeq and is a predicted model, not a curated record. Lineage: Eukaryota; Fungi; Basidiomycota; Agaricomycetes; Boletales; Suillaceae. Gene Ontology annotation, molecular function: RNA binding. The coding region runs from base 42 to 881 and encodes 279 amino acids. The transcript is spliced from 4 exons.